This is a messenger RNA of Laetiporus sulphureus 93-53, 1449 nucleotides long. RefSeq names its product kinase-like protein. Gene Ontology annotation, biological process: intracellular signal transduction; peptidyl-serine phosphorylation. Gene Ontology annotation, molecular function: ATP binding; protein serine/threonine kinase activity. The record is from RefSeq and is a predicted model, not a curated record. NCBI's taxonomy places the organism in Eukaryota, Fungi, Basidiomycota, Agaricomycetes, Polyporales, Laetiporaceae. The coding region runs from base 1 to 1449 and encodes 482 amino acids. The transcript is spliced from 8 exons.
AUGUCCGCCUCGCAGUCGUCGUCCAGCGCAUCAUCGAGCACCAAGGAGAAACCGGCCGACUAUGUCUACUUCGACCGUACUACUGCGGGCUUCUCGGAGGACGCGGUGCCGCGUGCCAAGGCGGCACAGCUCAAGCUCGAGCAUUUCUAUAAGGUUGCGGUAGAUGCCGCUAUUGAACGGAACAACAGGCGCGUUGAGCUGGAGCGGAAGCUGGCUGCAGACACCACGAUGUCCGACGAGCGGAAGCAACGACAGCUGCAGCAGCUCGGCAAGCGAGAGUCGGCAUAUCUGAGGCUUCGCAGGACGAAGCUCGGGCUGGACGACUUCAGGACAGUGAAGGUGAUCGGGAAGGGUGCCUUUGGAGAGGUCAGAGUGGUACAGAAGAGCGACACUGGGAAGAUCUACGCCAUGAAGACACUGCGGAAGGACGAGAUGUUGAAGAAGGAUCAGCUGGCGCAUGUACGUGCCGAACGCGAUGUGCUCGCCGAGUCGAACUCCCCUUGGGUCGUGCAGCUAUACUACUCCUUCCAGGACUCCUCGUACCUCUACUUGAUCAUGGAGUUCCUCCCCGGUGGCGAUCUCAUGACGAUGCUCAUCAAGUAUGAUACCUUCUCCGAGGAUGUCACGCGUUUCUACAUCGCGGAAUGUGUGCUGGCGAUUGAAGCUGUUCAUCAGCUGGGCUUCAUUCAUCGUGAUAUCAAGCCAGAUAAUAUCCUGAUCGACAAAGACGGUCAUAUCAAACUGUCUGACUUCGGGUUGUCGACAGGAUUCCACAAGCAACACGACUCUAGCUACUACCAACGUUUGAUGGAAGCUGCCAAUGGUGUUGCAUCUCCGACUACGGCAUCAAGGAACAGUGUCAUGGUCAACGCAAUCCAUCUUACAAUGUCUAGCAAGGACCAGAUUGCAACAUGGAAAGCCAACCGGAGAAAGCUGGCCUACUCCACCGUUGGUACACCAGAUUACAUCGCACCGGAAAUCUUCCUGCAGAAGGGAUACGGCAAUGAAUGCGACUGGUGGUCUCUUGGCGCGAUCAUGUUCGAGUGUCUUGUCGGAUACCCUCCCUUCUGCUCGGAGCUCACGCAAGACACGUACUACAAGAUCGUACGGUGGCAGAGCUACCUAACGUUCCCGGACGACGUACACCUCAGCCGCGAAGCCGAGGAUCUGAUUCGACGACUCAUCACGUCGCCUGACCGAAGGUUAAACGUGGAUCAGAUCAAACACCACCCGUUCUUCUACGGCGUGAACUGGACCGGCAUUCGGAACAUCGAGGCGCCUUUCAUCCCGCGGUUGCGCUCGAUCACGGAUACGUCGUACUUCCCGACGGACGAGCUCGAGCAGGUCCCGGACGAGCCCGUCGGCGCGGAUACCACUGGUGCCAGCAAGGACCUCGCAUUUUUGGGCUAUACCUUCAAGCGGUUCACCAUCUCCUCUCAAGCAUUCUAG